Molecule: messenger RNA, 6935 nt
Organism: Macrosteles quadrilineatus (aster leafhopper)
Lineage: Eukaryota; Metazoa; Arthropoda; Insecta; Hemiptera; Cicadellidae
Exons: 11
Coding region: 146-4765 (1539 amino acids)
Source: RefSeq, a predicted model, not a curated record
GUGACUGUCUUGUCAGUUGGCUGGCCUUUCCCAUUUCUAGGUCAUGUCACGUUGAUGUUAUUAAAGAUUACCUAAACAUUCAACAACCACGACUUGUUCUUGUCGUCAAGAUUUAAGGACUGCUGAGGGGAGAAACAAAAAGAAGAUGGCUGACUGGCCGCCAGUGGCUCCUGUUCGGCCCACUCUUUCACCCCAAGAGAGGGAAAGCACUUAUUUAAUGUUGGUGGACAUGUUUGUCGACAUUGUAGAACCGGAAAUCAUUCAGAUGGUGCUACAAAAUCGCAACUGGGAUGUGGAUGCAGCUCUUGAAGACAUAAUGAUGAUGACCAAUACUUCUCAACCGAGUUCAACUCAAAAUGUUAACAAAACGCUCAACGCCUCCAACCAAACGAAAACUAAAAGGAAUACAAGUGUGGCUCUUCAAGAGAAGAAUGUGCCAUUCGAUAAACUUAAAUCUUUUCAACCGUACAAUUUGGGCAAAAUGUCCGCAUAUCCACAAGACAGUCCACAGUCCAAACCUAGAAAACAAACUCCUGAAAAGCCUUUUCACAAUAAAACAUCCGAAACAAAAAAGCUAAACCAGCUGCAACUUCAACCGUUUAUCGAGCAGUAUAAUUUUAUCAAAACUACAAGGUCUCCUUUUGAUAGAGCUGUAAUGCUUGUAAAAGAUGGCGUGAAAGUGAUGAUAAUACUUAGAGGACCCCCAGGAUCUGGUAAAUCUUCAUUGGCUAAAAGGCUUCUCCUGGAGAGUGGAAUAGAGCCACCGACUCAUAAAAGACACAUUUUCAGCACAGAUGACUUCUUCGUACGAAAUAGAGUUUACAUGUUUGUCCCCGAACUGUUGAGUCAGGCGCACUCGACAAACCAACGAAAUGUGGCCGCAGCGAUCCGAGAAGAGGUUAGUCCUGUGAUAGUAGACAAUACCAAUACUCAGGCAUGGGAGAUGAGGGCCUACGCUGAUAUGGCUGUGUCGGCCGGUUAUGACCUUGAAAUACUGGAACCUGACACUUGGUGGUUCCGCAAGGGAUCUGCAAGUGAGUUGGAAAAGAGGAACAUUCACUCCGUGUCAAAAGCAAAGAUCAGACAAAUGUUGGAAAGAUACGAAAAGAAUAUCACACCCGAUUCACUUAUCAGGCAGUUUGAAUUGAAAUACCCUUUGUUAAAAAUGCCACCCCAGCCGACCCGUAAUUGUAAGUGGAGAGACAAAUUAAGCAAUCAGAGGAAUAAUAAACCAAAGAAAAAGAAAAUUGAUUUUAGUCCACAGCCUCAAAAUUUUGAAAAUAUUAACACAAUGUUUCAAUCAAUUCAUCUAAAUUCACCCGGGUUUUCACAAUUUGGAAAUGAUUUUGCUGUUCAGCAAAGUAGCUUUCCAAAUUUUUCUUUUCCCCCUCCAGUAAACACUACUGAGGCUGUUAAAGAGGGAAGUACAAUCUUUUCAAAUGGAGUAGCGACUAAAAAGGUCGCUCAAGUUUCUUCUAGUACUAAGAAUGGUGAUUCUAGCAAAGGUUUGUCCCUUGACGAAUCUGAUACCAACACUCUGUUUAAUGAUCUAGUCACAAAUUCAAACGGUUUUUUGAAAUCACUUAGUGGGUUUUCAAAUACUUCACAUGAUUCAGUCAAACCUCCACAACAGACCAAUGGCACUUUUCCAAGCAACAUUUUUCACCAAGGAAAAGACAACUUUGAUCUCAUGGCUGAAACCAAAAAACUACUAGAGGCUUUGAAUAGACCAACCUCUUCUCCUCUUAAACAAUCCCAAGGUCAAGUAGUGAGUGAAACUGAAAAAUAUGAUGAACAUCCCAAGGGGAAUGAGAAAGAAACGUUUAUGCCACACAGCCAACACACAGAGUCUUGUGCAGCCUAUGACUUUGUAGAAAAAAGUAAUUCAAGCUCCCAGGAAAACAUAAAUGUUGCACAAGGCUUGAUAGAGUCAAUCAUAGACAAGGCAGUUGGGCUGGAUGAUGAGAAAACUUUCAACUUGUCCAGUAGCAUCACCAACUCUGACAUGGUGGAUCAGGCAGAGGAGGAAGGGUUUAUGUGGGAUUAUGUUGUGGUAAAUUAUGAUGAAACAUUUACAUACCAAAGAACCAAUUCAAUCCCUAUUGGUUUACCAGUCACUAUAAAACAUAAUUUAGGAUCCAGUAAUGUUACCAGUGAGAUAAAUUCGGCAAUAGAGUAUCAAGGUCAUAAUGUAAACAUAAAUUCAGAAGAGGUUUAUGAAAGUGAUGGCACAACAAUUGAAAAUUACUCUUGUGAUAUUGCUUUUAGCUCUAACCAAAAAGAUCCAACAUUUUCUAACUGCUUGAAUGAUACUCCUGGAGACAGCAACAUUUUUCAGUCGGAGCUUGCUAAACAAUUAGGCCUCAACAUUCAUUCAGACAUUCCAGACAACAACGAGAACUUAGAUUCAGAACCAGCCAAAAUAUACUUGAAGGAAAUGGAAAGUGAAAAGACAGAAAACACAAGAGUUAAUGAUAAUCCUAAUCUGCUUGAGGUCAUGAAAGACAUGAUAUGCACUUCAUCAACAACAACUGUUAAUUCUUGCAAUUAUGACAGUACCACCUUAAGUAGUCUCGGGGACACUAAAUCACAAAAUAUUUCUGAAUCUAAUGUGAUCCCUGCAACCAUUGAAAAUCCCUUCAUAUCUGCUUCGUGUGAUCCGUUAGUUGAUUGGGAACCAAAGGAGAAUGCAGGUUCAAAUGAGAUUAAUGUCAAUGAAAAGGCACAGCCAAAACCAGCUCGUAAUCUUAGAAGACCUAAACUCUUGAUUAACGCAGCUGACCAUCAGUUUGUUGAAAACGAUUUCUCAAAAUACUUUGGAAAUUGGAAUACUGUUUCCAACCCAGCAGAUACUUGGGUCUCCGAAAAGCCAGUUGAUGAUUGUAGUAAUCUAAACAAUGAAGGUUCGCCUCUUCCUCAGAGAUUCAGUCCCCAACGUUGCAAGAUCUACAAGGAAGUAGUAGAUUCAUCAACAAACACCAACUACCUCGAUUUCAACCUUGUUAACGAAGAUAAUGUGGGUGGUGUAAAGAUUUUGAUAGGUAAUAUUAACAAUUUCUUUUGUGAGAAUGUUCCUAACGUGAAACAGAGCAUGGCAGAAACACUGUUUCUUGACAAAAGCACGAUGACAAUUGAAGAGUCACUGGCACCUCUUUGCAGUUAUGAUACAACUCAGAUUGAACAUUUGUUCCCGAAAAUACCACAGAAAUACAUUUUAGAUGUGGUAAAAAAAUGUCAAGGAGAUAUGGACUGGGCUGUAGACGUCUUGUUGGAUUCAGAACACAAUAUUGCACCUAUGAGUAUUGAAUCUGACGAUUCAGACAGUUCAAAUGAUGAAGUAGAAUGUGUUGAAACACCUUGUGAAAAUUACCAAAUCAAAAGUCCUAAACAAGAACCCAAAAUCCCAUUCAGUGAACUUACAGAAUUGAAGAAGCAACUUGAAAGCUCAGUGGUAUUUGAUCGGUCACAUUAUUCUGACAAGGUUUUAAAAGUUGUGAAACGCAAACACCCAGAGUAUGUUCAGUUGAUAGAAAAGAGUCCAGCACAUGACGAAAUGAUCGUCGACAGACCAGAAACAGCUGAUGGCUCACAAAACGGAUGCAAAACUGAAGACGAGGUUGAUGAGGUUGAAGAAGAGAGCAGCAGCAGUGGUUGUGAAGUUGAAACUGAAGACGACACCAUGGACUUGGUCAUGAACAAUGACUUGAUUCUCCAGUUGCAACAGAAAUUCGGUUCAUCGUCAUUACCCAAAAUCGCAGAUAUGACUCCUAUUGUCAAGCUACCAGUCAAGCUCGCUCGUGAGCUGUUUGGCUACAUAAUGGACUCACUACAAUCCGAUAUGGACCAGCAGCAGUCUCUAAUUGAAGAUAUGAUUGCCAAAGAUGAGGAAGUGGCCAGGUUCCUUCAAUCCCAGGACCAAUCCUCCAAACCCCAACUGAGGGAGGUGAUGGACAUGGAGAUAGCACUGGCCAUGCAGAGGGCUGACCAGGAGGAGUUGAACCAUACGACCAAUGAAGACACACUGGCAGCCAAGUUGUCCAAGAACAUCCUGCUAGAGAAGUUCCCGCAGGUGGACCCCAGAAUGUUGAAGGACGUUUUGAAGGCCCAUAACUACUCUCUGUCUGAAACAAUAACCUCCCUUACUCUUACACUGGGGGUGGAACCAGCCACAACCUCUCAGGAACAGCCCAAGCAACAACAGGAAGACAAGGAAAGAGUGACAUCAAUCAUAGUCUCGGACGAGGCUGGGGCUGCUUCAGACAGCGCUGCCAACCUGGCUACAGAGGCUGCGGCUCACCGUGCGCAGGCUGCUAGCUACUACGGUCUGCGUAUAGAUUGUCUCAACAAGGCUCACGAGGCCUUCCGCUCUGGCAACAAAACUGUGGCAACGUACUACUCUCAGCUGGCUCAGAUACACAAAGAACGUAUGGACCAGAGCAACAGCAAGGCUGCAGCCUGUCUCUUCUCCUCUCACAAGAGUGGAGCCAACACACUAGACCUGCACUUCCUACACAUCAAAGAGGCAGAAGUUGUGCUGGACAUGUUCUUGGACGAGGUGGUUACUUAUGUAACCGAGCGUAACAAGCGUCACCAGACGGUGUUCCUGAUCACUGGUCGAGGCCUCAGGAGUGUUGGUGGAGUUUCUCGCAUCAAACCCAUGGUGCAGCGGAAACUACAGUACCGGGGUAUUCGCUACAGCGAGGUCAACCCAGGGAUGUUGAGUGCCAUCGUACGUAACGUCACCCCUCUCAGCUACACGCUUUGAAUUGUUGUCAGAUUCUUUGGUGGAGUUUGCGAGAAACCCAAAAAGGACCAGAAUAGCAUAAUCUAUUUUUACCAACCCAAACUAGAUAAUUUUAAGGUACGUUGUAUUUUUGGUUGUGAAUUUUAAUCUUAGUCAUUUAAGUAAUCAUUUAUUUUAAAUGUCAUAUUAAUUUCAUACAUGGUAUAUCAAGUUUAUAACAGAUUAAUAUUAAAGCCAAGCUUCAUAUACCUUUUUAACACGUUGAGUGCGGCAUACAUUCAAACAGGCGCUCCCCAAUGGCGGUGAUGCCCGGACGAAGCUCCGGCGCGGCACCAAAACAGCAAACGCAAUUGGCAUGCAAAUCUUUCAAUCUGACGAAUAACAAAAGAGCAGAUUGUACUGCGUAACCCCGAUAGUGGACGUAGUUCGCUGAAACACCCAAAGGUAGCAGCACUGCCUGGAUCAUUAGUCAGUGUCUUUGUGGCUUGAAGAGAGAAAAUCCCCAAAACCGGGACUAAAGCAUUGUCAGACGGGAUUCUACGGGAAAUUUUAGUACCAGCCUAUACCAAAAUGAAGCUCACAUUCUAAGCUACAGGCUAGCAACGAUUAUAACGUUCCCCGGCAAUGGCUAAGCUCAUACUGAACUAAUAUAGUGAGGAAGGCGCAACUACAUCUAUUGAUGUAGGCCGUUAGGAGAGCUCGUGGCGCGACUACAUCAAUUGAUGUAGUCAGCACUCAACGUGUUAAGAAAUAGCUGUAGUAAAUAGCAACGUUUCAAAUAAGACAUGAAUUUAUUAUUGUGGAUAUUCAACUACAUUUAUCAUUUACUGUUAUAGUUGAAAAUUUAGAUUAGUCCAUUUGGUUUUAAUAAAAAAAUUAGUACUUUUGACACAAUGAAGUUAAAAUAAAAUGUUUAAAGUAAAUGUUUUUUCUUUAACUACUUACUAAAACAGUGUACAAGUAGAGACAUGUAUAUAUUUUAAAUUAUUUUGUAUCCAUUAUAAAUUAUAAAUAUUACGUUAAACAUGUGGUUGAUAGUGCACACAACGUUGAUGAUUGAAAAAAUGCAAAAUCAAAAUGUGAAAUGUUUUUAUUUAAUCAGAAUUUUAGUUAGAAUUACGUUGUGUGUUGAAAUUCCUAUUUAAUUUUGAUGCAAUUCUCCUUAAGUCUUUAAUAGCUAGAAGACAAUACUCGUGUUUUGUGAUUAUUUUAUUUACCAAAUAAAUAAUCUUAUAUAUUAAUUAUGUGUUUAAUGUGGCUGUCUCUUUUAAAAUAAAUUUUAAUAUAACAGAUUUUUUUAGUAUAAAUUUUUAACUAUAUCAUCUCUACCUAAAGUAAGAUUAUAUUAAGUUUACUGAUCAUUGUUUUCAGAGAUUGUUAUAUAUUUUUGUAUUUCCGCUUUUAAUGCUUAAUUUAGAGUGAUUUGUCUAGUUAUAACUAUUUUUACUGCCAACUAAUUGGUUAUUAAGUGUGUGACCUGAUUCAAAUAAUUAAUUAAUCAUAAACCAUAUCUUACGCAUAAUAUUGUACACGUUGUUGCAAAUGAACUGUUUUGAUACUGCUUUACAAGUAUCUUGCUUUUAACCCACUGGCAUACUUGCACAAACAUUUCCGUCAUACUGCUAAUACGCUUUGGCAUUCGUAGACGUAACUGUUUCUUUCUGGGACUUUGCUACUAGUUCGACUUUAUUCCAAGAGAUCGCAGCACUUGUCAGGUCAAUAAUUAUUUCCCUUCUAUCCGCAAUAGUUUAUUGUGUGUAACCAUAGUUUCUUUGGUUGCCUAAUCUGUUUUGGAAAAUAAUAUUGUUAAACAACAAGUUCGAGUUUUGAGGUUAUGCUUUAUUUCAAUCUGCCAUGACUGUUCGUUCAAGAUCGAGUGAAAAAGACCAGUAUAGGUCUACAGAUAGUUUCAAAUUCUUUCCAAGCAAGAAGAUAAAGAUUUAAGACAGAAUACUAAUGUAUAAGAAAGUUAUGAUUGUUUUGUAAAAAAGGAAUUCCUGUGUGUAGUGCAAUAAUUAGGUAGUGCAAUCUAUUUGCCACUGGGUAAAAUCAAGAGAUGUAAUUUUCAAAGAUACACUCUAUAUUGUUUCAUCAUAACUGUAUUUCAGGGUUUAAUGAAGGUUUAAAAUAACUUACCUGAUGAAUUGUAAAGCUAUUAAAUCAUUUUAUUAAAAUCAUGUUUGAAACCUAA